Electrophorus electricus (electric eel) is the source of this 7387-nucleotide messenger RNA. RefSeq names its product laminin, gamma 1 (gene lamc1). Gene Ontology annotation, cellular component: basement membrane. Gene Ontology annotation, biological process: axon guidance; animal organ morphogenesis; tissue development. Lineage: Eukaryota; Metazoa; Chordata; Actinopteri; Gymnotiformes; Gymnotidae. The record is from RefSeq and is a predicted model, not a curated record.
UGGCCGUCUGGGGUGUAUUCUGAGCGGAUGUCGGUCUUUCCCUUCCGAACUUUUUCCAUGGCGGUGGUCGCAAGCCGAUGAUCGAGCGCAACCUCGCAAGGCAAGAAGUUAGACAGCAGUGCGCCCGGAGCGGGAGAAGCUCAAGAAGGCGGUGUUGAAGGACCGAGCAGCGCCGAGAAGUCCCGCAUGAGUUUGCUCGUUUAUUCGCGCACACGGUAGCAGCUCGGAGGAGGGUGCGUGGGGGGGAUCGGCUCCAGAGGAAACGCGUUGCGUGAAGGUUUUUGGAGCCGCGCAAAAAAAAAAAAAAAGGACGGACACCAGCAUGCGCUGUCUCGCUCUUCUCCUGAGUUUAGGGACCCUCUGGGUGACACGCAGCCGCGGGGCCAUGGACGAGUGCGCGGACGAGGCGCGCCGGCCCCAGCGCUGCAUGCCCGAGUUCGUCAACGCCGCGUUCAACGUGACCGUGGCGGCCACCAACACCUGCGGCUCGCCGCCCGAGGAGUACUGCGUGCAGACCGGCGUCACGGGCGUCACCAAGUCGUGCCACAUUUGCGAUGCCCGGGACCCCAGACAGCAACACGGCGCCGCCUAUCUCACCGACUACAAUAACCAGGCCGAUACCACCUGGUGGCAAAGCCAGACGAUGCUGGCGGGCAUUCAGUAUCCCAGCGCCAUCAAUCUAACACUGCAUCUGGGCAAGGCCUUUGACAUCACCUACGUGCGCCUGAAGUUCCACACCAGCCGCCCAGAGAGCUUUGCAAUCUACAAGCGCACGCGCGAGGACGGCCCCUGGGUGCCCUACCAGUACUACAGCGGCUCCUGCGAGAAGACCUACGGCAAGAUGAACCGCGGCUUCAUCCGCACGCACGAGGACGAGCAGCAGGCCCUGUGCACGGACGAGUUCAGCGACAUUUCACCGCUCACCGGUGGCAACGUGGCCUUCUCCACGCUCGAGGGCCGACCCAGCGCCUACAACUUUGACUACAGCCCCGUCCUCCAGGACUGGGUGACUGCCACGGAUAUCCGAGUGACCCUGAACAGACUGAACACCUUCGGCGACGAGGUCUUCAACGACCCCAAGGUCCUAAAGUCCUACUACUACGCCAUCUCUGACUUCGCCGUGGGCGGAAGGUGUAAGUGUAACGGCCACGCCAGCGAGUGUGUGAAGAACGAACGCCACAAGCUGGUGUGUAACUGCAAGCACAACACGGCAGGCGACGAUUGCAGCACGUGCAAGCCCUUCUUUAACGACCGCCCCUGGGGACGUGCCACGGCCGACAACGCCAAUGAGUGUCUGCCAUGCGACUGCAAUGGGAAGAGUGGCGAGUGCUCCUUCGAUGCAGAGCUGUACCGGGCCACAGGUCAUGGGGGUCACUGCCAGGACUGCGCCGACAACACAGCCGGGCCGCACUGCGAGCGCUGUUUGGAGAACUAUUACCGGGACGGCUCAGGCCAGCGCUGCCUGGCCUGUAGCUGCAACACCGUGGGGUCGCUCAGCACUCAGUGUGACAACACGGGUCGCUGUAGCUGCAAGCCGGGUGUCACGGGUGACAAGUGCGACCGCUGCCAACCAGGAUACCACUCGCUGACCGAGGCAGGCUGCAGGCCCUGCUCUUGUAACCCAGCAGGAAGCACACAGGAGUGUGAUGUGAAUACUGGGCGCUGCCAGUGCAAGGAGAACGUGGAAGGAUUCAACUGUGACAGGUGUAAGCUGGGCUACUUUAACCUGGACCCUCAGAAUGCCCAGGGCUGCACCCCGUGCUUCUGCUUCCAUCACUCCACUGUGUGCCAGAGCACGGAUGGCUACAGCAUCCACACCAUCACCUCCACCUUUGACCGAGGUGACGAAGGCUGGACUGGUCAGAGGAGACACGGCUCCGGCGUGCCUGUGCACUGGUCUCCGGACUCCCAGGAGAUUUCGCUCGUCUCUGACGACUACUUCCCCGUGUACUUCGUGGCCCCUGAAAAGUUCCUGGGAAACCACUUGCUGAGCUACGGACAGAACCUCAGCCUGAACUUCCGCGUGGAGCGACGGGACACGCGCCUCUCGGCCGAGGAUGUGGUGCUGGAGGGCGCGGGUCUCCGCGUUGCCGUACCACUCAUCGCCCAGGGAAACGCCUAUCCCACAGAGCAAAUGCAGACCUUUGUGUUCAGGCUGCAUCAUACUGCUGAUUAUCCCUGGAGACCCAAUCUGGAGCAUGCGGAGUUCCAGAAGCUUCUGCACAAUCUCACCUCCAUCAAGAUCCGCGGUACCUACAGCGAGAGAAGUGCGGGUUAUUUAGACAAUGUUUCACUGGUGAGCGCUCGCCGUGGCCCCGGCGUUCCAGCGCACUGGGUGGAGAAGUGCGUGUGUCCGCAGGGCUACCUGGGCCAGCACUGCGGCCAGUGUGCGGCCGGCUACCGGAGGAGCAAACCCACGCUGGGCCUCUUCAGCCCCUGUGAGUCGUGCAACUGCAAUGGUCACAGCGACACCUGCGACUCCAUGACAGGAAAGUGUGACUGCCAGCACAACACAGCUGGCAUGAGCUGUGAGAGGUGUAAGGAUGGUUUCUAUGGCGACGCUACAGUAGGGUCACCAACAGACUGUCAGGAGUGUCCGUGCCCUGCAGCAGCCUCCUGUGCGAUUGUUCCCAGAACCAAAGAGGUGGUGUGCACUAACUGCCCCACGGGCACCACAGGUAAGCGCUGUGAGCUGUGUGAUGACGGCUUCUUCGGUGACCCGUUGGGCACGACCGGGACAGCCAGAGCUUGCCGAGCCUGCAAGUGCAGCGACAACAUCGACCCCAACGCCGUCGGCAACUGCGACCGGGAGACGGGCGAGUGCCUCAAAUGCAUCUAUAACACAGACGGCUUCUUCUGUGACCGCUGUAAAGAGGGGUUUUACGGCCACGCCCUGGCUGCCAGCCCAGCUGACAAAUGCAAAGCCUGUUCGUGCUCCCCGUACGGCACGGUGGACAGACAGACGACCUGCAUGCAGGUGACGGGUCAGUGCCAGUGUUUACCCCACGUCAUUGACCGAGACUGCAGUGCCUGUGAGCCCGGCUUCUACAACCUGCGGAGCAGCCAGGGAUGCGAACGGUGCAACUGCAACCCUAUCGGCUCGACCAACGGCCAGUGUGACAUCGGGAGUGGACAGUGCGAAUGUCAGCCUGGGGUCGUAGGUCAACACUGUGAUCGCUGCGAGGUCAACUUCUUCAGCUUCAGCUCUUCUGGCUGCAAACCCUGUGACUGUGAUCCGGAGGGCUCGCAGAACGCUCAGUGCAGAGAGGACGGGCGAUGCGAGUGCCGUCCCGGGUUUGUGGGGGCACGCUGUGACAUGUGUGAGGAAAACUACUUCUACAACCGCUCAACCCCUGGAUGUCAACAGUGCCCCACCUGCUACAGCCUCGUGAGGGACAAGGUGAACCAACAAAGGCAGAAACUUCAUGACCUGCAGAGCCUGAUUGACAACCUGGGCAGCAAGGAUACAGUGACUGACCAAGACUUCGAGGACCGCCUCAAAGAGGCGGAGAAAGCAAUUAUGGACCUGCUGAUGGAGGCUCAGGCAAGCAAAGAUGCAGACAAGGGUCUCCUGGAGCGUCUCAAGAGCAUCAACACCACGCUGAUGACCCAGUGGGAUCGCCUGCAGAACAUUAGGAACACCGUGGACAACACCGGCACACUGGCCGACAAAGCUCGCAGUAGGGUCCGUGACACUGAGAGACUCAUCGACCGGGCCAGAGAGGAACUGGACAAGGCCAAAGACGCCAUCAGCAAAGUGGAUAUCAAAACUCCCACGACCACUGGAGACCCCAGCAACAUGACCCUGCUGGCUGAGGAGGCACGCAGUCUGGCAGAGAAGCAUAAGAUGGAGGCUGACCAGAUUGAGAAGAUUGCAAAAGAUGCCAACGACACUUCCACCAAGGCCUACAACUUACUGAAGAAAACUCUAGAUGGCGAGAAUAAGAUCAGCAAUGACAUUGACGAACUCAACAAGAAAUACAAUGAGACCAAAGAGCUGGCGAAGAACCUAGAGAAACAAGCCAGUAAAGUUCACAAUGAGGCAGAGGAGGCAGGAACCAAAGCAAUGAAGAUCUAUGCCAACUUCACCAGCCUGCCGCCCUUCGACGUUAAAUCCCUGGAGGACGAAGCCAAUAAGAUUAAGAAGGAAGCGUCAGACUUGGAUAAACUGAUUGAUAAGACUGAGAAGGAGUACAACGAUCUACGUGAGGACCUGAGGGCCAAGGAGAACGAGGUCCGGAAGCUUCUAGAGAAGGGCAAGACUGAGCAGCAGACGGCAGAUCAGUUGCUGGCGCGUGCGGACGCAGCUAAGGCGCUGGCCGAGGAGGCAGCAAAGAGGGGCGUGUCCACGUACGUGGAGGCCCAGGAAAUCCUCGCCAACCUUCGAGAUUUCGACCAGAGGGUGAACGACAACAAGACCGCAGCCGAGGAGGCCAUGAAGCGCAUCCCGCUGAUCAACGCCACGAUCAACGAGGCCAACGAGAAGACUCGGCAGGCGGAGGCGUCGCUAGGCAACGCGGUGGCCGACGCCAAAGAGGCCAAAGGCAAGGCCGAGGUGGCCGAGAAGAUCGCCAGCGAUGUCCAGAAGAAUUCUGCUAAAUCCAAGGAGGACGCGGACAAAGCAUUUGAGGACACGAUGAAACUGGAUGAGGAAGUAACCAACAUGAUGAAACAACUGAGUGCCGCAGAGAAUGAGCUGGGAAAGAAGACCGAGGAGGCCAACCAGGACAUGAUGAUGGCCAGCAUGGCAUCUGAAGGUGCAAAGAAAGCAGAGGAAAAUGCCCGGAAGGCCAAAGAUGCUGUCCGCACCGUGCUGAGUGCGAUCAACGAUCUCCUCGGCCAGCUCGGCAACAUUGACAAGGUGGAUCUGAGCAAGCUAGACCAGAUCGACAGCUCUCUGAAGCAGGCCAAGGACAAGAUGGCAGGCAGCAACCUGGACAAGAAGCUGAAGGAGCUCAACGAAAUGGCCAAGAGCCAGGAGGACAUGAUCAGUGGCUACGACCAGCAGAUCAGAGAGAUCCGCAAGGACAUCGACAACCUCAACGACAUCAAGAAAACCCUGCCGGACGGCUGCUUCAACACACCGUCCCUGGAGCGGCCCUAAGUUGGCCUUGCUCCUCCCCCUGUGCCUCUGCUCCUCCCACCAGACCACGCCCCUUCGCUCCUCAGUUUGUUCACCUCCCUCUGUGCCACACAUCCAACACUCGGGGCAAGAUGCUACCUUGUACCAAAACAGCCUUUGUCUUCAUUUCACAUUUCUUCUUGUUUUUUGUUUGCUUGUUUUUUUUUUUUGUUGUUUGGAUUUUGUUUUCUUUAUAGUUUAGCUUUGUUUUUAUUUCAGUGAACAAAGCCACAUCUUUCAAGCCGUUUUUCUGUGAUUUGCACGAUAAAGAACGUGAAAGCAGCUCUCUCUCUCUCUCUCUCUCUCUCUCUCUCUCUCUCUCUCUCUCCUCCGAACACACAGCGUUGCCUCAGCACCAAGAUAACUCUUAGCUAGUGUGUGAGGAGGAAGGCUGUCAGAGGUGUCUUCUCAAGCUGAACAUGAGCCCACAUGAUGCACCGCCUCUGGUGGUCCGCUAGUCUUUCUGCUCUGCUUCCGUGCCCUGAAUCCGCACCCCACUGGUCUCGGUGCCCUGAGUCUCUUCCCCACCCCACUGGUCUCAGAGUCUCAGGCCAGAGUCUGCCCCCCACCUGAUGCUUCAUCACUGCCUACGGGGGCGGUCAGGGGGGUUGCAUUGUAGAUUUUAAGAUAUUGACCGACAGCCUCUACAAAUUUUAAAAAAGUUUUGUUUUGUUUUUUUGGUUUUUUUUUUUAUAAAAACCAGUGGUUCAGAAAGCGGACAGUGAAGGAAUCAUCAUGGCUGUGUCUUUUGUAACCUUCCUCUGCUCUCUCACAAAGUUACAGUGAUGGCUGGCCGUGUGGAGAGAGAGCCAGCAGACACACUACAGUACAGUAUUCAGCUCCACUCCUGUCACAUGACCACGCACGGUGAUGCACCAGGGGUGUCCAGCAAGGCCAUCUUCAUGUCCAGUUCUUUUGUAUAACUCAGUGAAACGGCAUGGUCUGUACGCAUUUCAUGUACUUAUUUUAACACUAAGGUUUGUCUGUUUGUUUGGGUCACGUUGCUGCUUACGUAAAGGUGUACUGCAGAUUACAUUACCGUUUUCUUUCCCCCCCACCCCCAGGCAAAAAUUCAACACUAUGCAACUUUGUACAUUUGCGUAGCGAGACUUUUAUCUGAUACACUGGUGCUAAUAAUUAUUUCAAAUGUUAUAUUUUUGUGUGAAUGUCUUUUUUAUUAUUAUUAUAUAGACUGAGGAUUUGUUAUUUGUGUAAAUAUAUGCUUAAAUGUUUCAGGAACGGCUGGUUUUAAAACCCAACCAGCCUCCUCAAAGUCACAUCUGAAACCUCCAGCUCCAUAAUAUAUAAAUAUAUAUGAGCAGUCAUGUGUAAUGUGCUUGCUUGUAUACAUGCCUCAGUUUUGUCGCUUCUUAGCUCAGCCAUUUAUUUUAAUUGUGUAAUUUUAAUUUCAGUGGGUGGUAAAUAAAACAACACAUAAGGCUUUUAUGAGAAGAACUCUCCACUGACACUUAACCCGACUGUCCAAAACAGUCCAAGUGACGUAUCUAACAUUUCAGAAAAUGUAUUUUUCCAGAGUGUUUGCUAUAGGUAUGAGACCGAUCAGAUGCCGUAUUGCUAGUUGACCUCUGAUGAGGUCUUGUGCCUUAACAUUUAGAUGCAGUCCAUAAUUUACAAUUUGCCUGGAUUACCACCCUGUUCCUUGCACAUAAUCUGAGAUUUUUUGGUGAACGUGUUUUUGAAGUCGUUAGCAGGGAAAGUAAGGCGUCUUUACCACAACAUUUGUUCCUCUCUGUCUGUUUCUCGGUCUGGUUCUUCUGUUGGAAUUUUCGAGUUUACCCCAUUUCCAUAACUUUUCAAUCAGUGUCUGGCUCAGAUGCCUUUGAAUUGACCACUUGUCGUGAUGUAUUAUGUCUGGUGAUGAGGGAUUUAACUGUGGAAUCUUGUCACCAAAACAUUUCAGUUAGCGCUCCCCCACUGCUCACCGUACCACUGGGGACAGACGUGCAACAUGUACACAAUUAUGUAUAAAACAGUAUUUUUAAUUUAUAAUGAAUCAAGUAUUUUUAAUAUGUAUUUUUAUGAUGUGUGUGAAUGUGUGUGUGUGUGUGUGUGUGUUGCACAGUCUUUUACGUUGGUUUUGGAGAGUAUAUGGGUUUUACGAUGGCUGCCUUCCUCUGUUCAUUAGCAAGGCACUCUUCACAAACACUACAAAGGACCUGAGAAACUCCGUCUUGUUUCCUGUUUGCCUGUAAAUCCAAUUGUAACGUUUCAAUAAUAAACAGUGGUUAUUACAGGACAUCAUAA